Messenger RNA from Contarinia nasturtii (swede midge), 1052 nucleotides. RefSeq names its product pyridoxine-5'-phosphate oxidase-like. The record is from RefSeq and is a predicted model, not a curated record. Gene Ontology annotation, biological process: pyridoxal 5'-phosphate biosynthetic process; pyridoxine biosynthetic process. The transcript is spliced from 8 exons. The coding region runs from base 196 to 918 and encodes 240 amino acids. Gene Ontology annotation, molecular function: pyridoxamine phosphate oxidase activity; FMN binding. NCBI's taxonomy places the organism in Eukaryota, Metazoa, Arthropoda, Insecta, Diptera, Cecidomyiidae.
AACCGCUGGAUUUAAUUUGUUUAUCACUGAAAAACCACAUCAGUGAUUAUUUUCGUAAAAAUAAAUUGUUGUUGGAUUAUUUUAUCGCUUUCUUCAUCUAGUAAACAUCAACUGAUGUGAAAAAGUGAAAUUAUCUACACAUUCGACAAGUACUUCAAGAUUUUCUUACGAGCUGCUUUUUUUCGUUUAUAAAUUAUGAGGUUCAUUCAAUCGACAAUCAGAAAGAUGGCAACUGUUGAUUUGACCUCACUUCGACUAAAAUAUCGUAGUGAAAAAGACAAAUUUUUGGAAGAAAAUAUUUCUGUGAAAGAACCAUUCCACUUGUUUAAAUCAUGGCUGGCCGAAGCAUGUGAAACGCCUGAAAUUCUCGAACCAAACGCAUUUUGCUUGUCAACAGUUUCGAAAGAUGGUCUUCCAUCUGCGCGAUUCGUUUUGAUGAAAGGUGUCGAGGCCGAUGGCAUAACAUUUUUCACAAAUUAUGGAAGUCGCAAAGCUCAAGAAAUUGAAUCAAAUAAAAAUGUUGCGGCUACAUUUUAUUGGUUGCCAUUGAGACGGCAAGUGCGUAUCGAGGGCAUUGCAUCAAAGGUGUCUCGAGAAGUGUCUGAAGAAUACUUUCAUCAACGCCCACGAGCUAGUCAAAUUGGUGCCGCGGCCAGCCCACAAAGUCAACCGAUUCCAAGCAGAGAUUAUUUAGAUAAAAUUGAGAGUGAACUUAAAGAGAAACUCGGGCCAGACGGUGUUGUUCCAUUGCCAAAUUGGGGCGGAUACAUUAUUCGGCCCAACUUAUUUGAAUUCUGGCAAGGACAAACAAAUCGUUUACACGAUAGAAUCAUAUUUCGAUUGCCAAAACCAGACGAUGAUAAACAUCUUGUUCAUAAUGGGGAAAAUGGUUGGGUUUAUGAAAGACAAGCACCAUAAAAUGCCAGCCGAUGUUCUUGCAGUACAAAACAUCACUAAAACAAAUGUCUUUCAUUGAAAAUUUCAAGAAUUUGUUUUUUUGUUUGUUAAAUUAUGAUUGUUAUCAUUAAAAUAAAACUCUUUUAUGAUGAAAA